AUCAAGAGCUGAUUCAGAAGUCAAAAGGGACGCUCGUCUUUUCCUCUUCCACCUCCUCGCUUUGGCCUCACAAUUUCAAACUUUGGAUACCGGUGGCAACACACUUUACUGAGCCAUUCACUUUACUCGAUUAGGCUAGUUAGUUAGUAUUGGACAAUGAACGAAUGCAGGAGCUCCCACUCAUCACGCCAACGCCGAUCGCGAAGAGAGGGUGGACAACAACGCCCCAGUGUGCGAAGGACCAACUCGAGCUCCAAUUCCACAGGGCGGCGGUCAACGACACGACAACGAAGUCGCGGUGGUGGUUUGAGCACCUCCAUGCACAAUCAGAAUAACCGCAGCAGCAGCCACUUCUUUCAUGACUCGUGGCGAGAUGCGUUUGGUGUCGAUAUUUUUGACUUGGAUCCUUCGGCGGACUUUGGCAGUUCCUUCACGUUUGACGAAGCUUUUCCCGAAACAUUGGAUUCCUCUUUGGAGUCAUCCGCGGGGCAUUCUUCGUCUUUUUUCGACGAUGAUGCCAAGCCGGUAGUCAAGGCAAGACCACAGAUCCGAAGGAACGUGUCUCGACGAGAGGGAAUGACCAAGGCUCCGUCACGGCGAUCCCAACGCUCGAGGAGCGAGAGACGUUUGGCCACCAGCAUGCGCAAUAUGAAUGCCUCGGUCGAAUUCUAAGCUUGGUCUUGUCAUUGUCAUUGGCUCUGUCUCGCUCUUUUUCUUCAUCAUGACACCGGUACCGUCCACAUGACUCCAUGAUUGGAACGGAAGAAAACUGUUACCGGUGUUGACUAAUAGAUCUUAAUUAAAGCAACCUGUUAUAGAUUUC
This is a messenger RNA of Seminavis robusta, 823 nucleotides long. Lineage: Eukaryota; Bacillariophyta; Bacillariophyceae; Naviculales; Naviculaceae. The record is from the annotation of a GenBank genome assembly.